Messenger RNA from Sclerotinia sclerotiorum 1980 UF-70, 126 nucleotides. RefSeq lists its product with no specific name. The record is from RefSeq and is a predicted model, not a curated record. The transcript is spliced from 2 exons. NCBI's taxonomy places the organism in Eukaryota, Fungi, Ascomycota, Leotiomycetes, Helotiales, Sclerotiniaceae. The coding region runs from base 1 to 126 and encodes 41 amino acids.
AUGCCUUACCCUUUUGAAUUAGCCGGAGGCAAAGACCGAAGAAGAGAGACUGAACUAAAAAGGGGUAAGUAUUGGGAAGAGGGGGGGGGGGGGGUUGACGGUAAGCGCCUGUGGAAUACCUCAUAA